AUGGCAAGACCAGGUGGUGUCCAGGUGAGUUGUAGGCAUCCAACUCCAAUAGGCAAGACUGAGGCAGCGACAAUGAGGGUGAAACUGGGUAAGGAUCAUGAAGAUGACUUUAUUGAUGAUACACCUCCAGUAGUUAAUAAUAUUAGUGAUGGAUCCGAAAAAGAAGAUGUGCCAAAACCAAGUCUUAAGAAACGAAAAAGGAAUGGAGGCGUGCCAAAACCAAUUAUUAGCAAACGAGAAAGAGCAAGGAAUAAUGGUAAAGGAACCGCUCCUUGUUGGGUAGCGUUUGAGCCGAUGUGGAUUAUAGAGGAUGAUGGUGUUGAAGAAAAAGUGUGGAAUGUAUUCAUUGUAAAAAAAAUACUUAAAGCUGAUACGGAUCGAAACGGGACAUCUAAUAUGAACAAACAUCGGAGGAAUUGCAAGUUAAACCCGGACAAUAAAGAAAAGCAUGAUAAAAAGCAAGCCAAAUUGAAUUUUAAGAAGGAGUCAAAUGAAAAAUCGUAUGAAAAGGAUCUACAAAGAGUAUUGAAUCGUUUGGACUUCGAGGGGAUAAAAGAGAUGGUGGAUUUUCUUGAAAAGUUUAACGUUUUGGCUUCAACAAAACCUUUAGUCCAUCGAUUAAUCCGGGAAAUCUUAGAUGUGAACCUACAUCUUAAAAAAUGGUCAACCAAAGUCAACUUUGUUCAUUUGAUACCCAACAUGAAGGACAAAUAUGACAAAUAUUCGGGCGACUAUGCAAAGAUGAGUGAUUAUGUUUACUUUGCAAUAUUGCUAGAUCCUACAAUGAAGUCUCAAUUAUUGUUGUAUACUUUUAAAGAAAUGAUUGGUUCCAAGGAUGAAAAGUUAUCAAAGUCGGAGAUAGAAUUGAAAGCAUAUGAAAUGCUUUAUGAGGUCGAAAGGAAGAUUGAGAAAUUUUUUAAGACCUACUUGGAAAAAUACGACAUGAGCGGGUCUUCUAAACAACAAAGUUCUCAACAAUCCGUUGAUUGUGAUGAUGAUAAUGACUUUUUUGGCAACUUCCUUAAUAGUGGAGGUGACAACUUGGAUGCAGUGGAAAAUGAAUUAAUUAUAUAUAUGAAAGAGCCCCAGGUUAUGUACAACAAAAGUUUUCAUAUCCUAAGUUGGUGGAAACUUAAUGGUUUAAGAUUCCCGAUAGUUGCUCGAAUGGCAAAAGAUAUAUUGGGGAUACAAAUCUCAACUGUAGCAUCAGAGUCUGCCUUUAGCACAAGGCGUAGAGUUUUAACCGACUCUCGUGCUAACUUAUCGAACGUGAUAGUUGAAGCUUUGUUGUGUACCCAAGAUUGUGUUAGAAAGAGUAGAAAACCUAUAAUAGAUAACGUGGACAACAUUUUAAAUGACGAUGAAGUAGCUAUGAAGAUUGAGGAAGCUUUACGCAAUGACAAAUCAAUGGGAAAGAGACCAAUGGAGAAGUAG
This is a messenger RNA of Lactuca saligna, 1434 nucleotides long. Lineage: Eukaryota; Viridiplantae; Streptophyta; Magnoliopsida; Asterales; Asteraceae. The record is from the annotation of a GenBank genome assembly.